AUGUCUCCCAGCAACCGAGAGCUGGUGGAGUCCUUCUUAAUCUACAAAUUAUCACAGAAAAACUGCCCUGGCUUGCUGCUUACGCAAGACCCCUCUAGGGUUCUUCCUGAGGGGAGCAAGGUGGCUAAUGUUCCAAACGGACUGCUGGCAAACCCGAAUGGCACCAGACAAACACUGGCCUCCCCGCCUCCUGAUGACUUGAAAGCUGUCCAGACUGCCCUACAGGACUCUGCAGAUGAGUUUGAGGAGUUGUUCACGCAAGCGUUCAGCAACCUUUCUUCUCAGCUCGAUAUUACUCCUGAUACGGCUUAUAACAGCUUUAAAAGUGUCAUGGAUGAGGUGUUUAAAGAUGGCGUCAAUUGGGGAAGGAUUGUGGGUCUUUUUGUCUUUGGGGGCGUCUUGUGUGUGGAGUGCGUGGAGAAGAAUAUGAGCGAUCUGGUUCCUCGCAUCGCUGACUGGAUGACCAUCUACUUGGAUGAGAACAUAGCGUCGUGGAUUCAAAGUCAGGGAGGCUGGCACCGCUUUGCUCAGAUCUUUGGUCAGAACGCAGCAGCAGAGGCGAGGCGAUCUCGAGAGACUAUGAAGAAAUGGCUGCUCGUUGGGAUGGGGGUUCUCACUGCGGUGCUGGCUGCUCUGCUCAUCGCUAAAAAACAGUGA
This is a messenger RNA of Knipowitschia caucasica, 657 nucleotides long. The record is from the annotation of a GenBank genome assembly. Lineage: Eukaryota; Metazoa; Chordata; Actinopteri; Gobiiformes; Gobiidae.